Molecule: messenger RNA, 1579 nt
Organism: Cydia fagiglandana
Lineage: Eukaryota; Metazoa; Arthropoda; Insecta; Lepidoptera; Tortricidae
Product: mucin-2-like
Exons: 3
Coding region: 17-1579 (520 amino acids)
Source: RefSeq, a predicted model, not a curated record
UUCAGUGAAAAUCUACAUGACUCUUUUAUAUGCAUGUUCGUUGUCACUGUACAUUGAAGGGUCACAGACAAAUGUACUUGAUGACUACUCUGAUAAUUCCAUUAAAGAGGAUACAGUUAGGAAAUGGAUUCUUAAUACAGCGAAACAGAAGAAGAAAAAUAUUGAUGAAGCGGACACUACACAUUCAACGGAUUCAACUCCGAAUACCAUGAUUGUAACGAUUAGUAAGAAAAUAAUUGAAGAAAGACAACAGAUUGACCCUGAAGACGAGCCCGUUAUGUAUGUAGACAAUCCCGUAGAAGCCAAAUUGCCUUGUCGCUGGAUUAGUCGUAGCUCAUUAAGGGAAUUAAUGAAACAACGUGGAAAGGGAAAUUUUAUUUCAAAACACCUAGAAGAUUUAACAAAACAUUGUAUGAAUCAAGGCGAAAUGUUCAACAUCCGAGCCAAAUUACAUGAAACCACCAAAGACCCUAUUUUAGUAGUCGAAAAUCCUGUAGAAGCGAAUAUAGCAUGUUCUUUUAUUUCACGAAGUAAAUUAAGGACGAUAAUCUUAAAUCGUGCAAAGGAUAACAUGAAAGGAAUAGAUAAAAACGAUAAAAAUUCAGUAUUUUUUAGGAUACCAAUCGAAUGUGCUAGACAACAUGAAGAAAUUUCACAAAUAAAAGGAAUUACGAAUACAUACUUUACAAGACCAUCAAGAUAUACUUGUAUGCCUCCUACAACACAAGCUAACUCUUGUAACACAAGAACUAAAACUACUGCAAGAAAAUCUUUUGAAUCUAUUAAGACGAAUGCCGCUGCUAUUAUUAUGAUGAUCUUAACGACACCCAGAAAUACCUUCGUACCUUUUACGACAAGAACCAACACAUACAUUACAUCUUCAAGCAACACUAAAACUAUCUUAGGAGCUCCAACAAUGGGUGCAUUUGUUUCUGCUGAUAUGCCUAUUUUUAUUCUUAUGAAUGAUAACAAAAUAACCCAAAGAAGUACGAUCGAACCUAUUACCAGUACUACAACUUAUUUAACUAGGUCUUCAUUCAGGCCAAGAAAUACCACUAAAUCUACUAUAUUAACAGCCUCUGUCGAUACUGAUAGACCCAUAACGACACAAAUUAAUACGAUUGAUUCUACUGUUACGAGUACUACCUCUUAUGAUACUAGGUCUUCAAUCAGUGCAAUAAAUAUUACGGAACCUACUACUAAAAUAGCCUCUAUUGAUAUUAGUAAACCAAACAUAACUCAGAGAAAUACCUUUAAACCUACUAUAUCAAUUUCCGAUGUUUUUUUUAUGUGGUCGUCAACCAGUCCAAGAUUUUUCUUUGAACCUACUACAAUGAGAGCCUCUCUUGAUACUAGUAGAACUAAAACGACACAAAGAGAUACUUUUGUUCCGACUGUUACAAGAACCACCACCACCAGCACCUCUUAUUCUAGUAGAUCUUCAAACACUUCAAGGAAUACCAUUGAACCUAAUACAAUGAUAUCCUCUGUUGACGAUAGUACACCCAAAACGACUCAAAGAAAUACCUUUGAACCUACUGUUACAAUGUGGAACGUACCACAUUAUUACAAUCUAUAA